This is a messenger RNA of Pocillopora meandrina, 402 nucleotides long. The record is from the annotation of a GenBank genome assembly. Lineage: Eukaryota; Metazoa; Cnidaria; Anthozoa; Scleractinia; Pocilloporidae.
AUGGCCGAUACUAUAACCGAGAUGAACGGUAAACUUGACCUGAUUCUGGCGCGGAUGGAAGAAAUUGACGAGAUUAAAGAAAAGCAAAAGCAGUUGGAGAAAGUGAGUGCUGAGCUGGAAAAAAGCCUCGAGUUAGCUCAUGAGUCUAUCAAAACUCUGACUGUACAAGUUGAUGCUCAAGAAAAGACGAUCUCUGAUCUGGAGAAAGGUGUGAACAACUUGACAAAAAGUGCCAGCUUUGAGAAGGAACGCACAAUAAAAUUAGGGAGCCACAGUCGGAGAAAUAAUUUAAUAUUUUUUGGUAUUCCUGAAGAAGUGAAUGAAACAAGCGUCAAGACCGAAUCGCUGCUUUACUCCUUUCUAGGAGACGAACUGAAGUUGAAAGGCGACGAUAUUGAGUGA